AGGCGAAACAGCCUAUAAAUAGAGCGGGUUUUUCCAAAUUUCACUUUGUCGCGAGGCUGUAAAAUGGCAGACAAUCCAUAUGGUGAUGGAGGGACUGAUGUAUGGGAUAACAGUAACCGUGGUAACUCGAGGUCAAGGGUUCCCUACCCAAGGGUUAAUGACACAGCCUCUAGGUUUGACAACCCAAGGUCAAUGGCUGACAAUAAUGCCAUUGACCAGUUGGAGAAGAUGGUCACAGACCAAGGGAGACAACUACAUGACAUGGUGGCCACGGUGAGGAAGGAGAGGGUAAUGGCAGAUAGGUUGUUGCAGGAGAAGGACAAGGAGAUCCAGCGGAAGGAUGAAGAGAUCCAGCAACUAAGAGAUGAGCUGGCAUUGAUGAAGAAGCAGUUUGAUGAAGUCAGCAGCAGCAGAAAGGGCAGUGGUACUCUAGGCGCCGUGGGUCCAGUAGGUCCAGCUGCUCCCAGCUCAGUGAGUGUGACACCGUCACGCCCUCGGACUAAGGCCCUCCUGAUACCAGGGAUGCAGACGGGCGACACACUCUACAAGUUCAUUGAUCGGGAAAUCCGCCCCAAUCAAAAAUUUAAUUCACGGUGUCUGCAAAUCAUCGACAAACUUGUUCGAUCUCUACAGGCUAGAACAAGCCCUUUCAAUAUAAAGCGAAUAUUGAAGGGUGGCUCGUUGGGCAAGGGUACUUCUGUGAAAGAUAGGUCUGACAUUGACCUUAUAAUCUUCUUCAAUGGCUACAACACUGUCCAGGAGCUUCAGAAUGACAAAGAGAGGUUGCUGCAGCAGUUGGAAGACUAUGUCAAGAAGGACUGGUCCGAUCAUCUUAUUUUGAAAGAGAAGACGCCAUAUUCUCUUCAGUUCUAUCUGAAGAUUGAUACUGAUGACAAGGAACAUGAGGUGGACCUUCUUCCUGCACUGGACAUCACCCAGAGUGGACGUCAGCUGUCUGAAAUCUACAGUGAAAUGCAACUUCUGUCUGGACCAGAGAGGGAUCCGUACUCAUGCUGUUUUGCACCUCUUCAGUUGGACUUUGUCUCAGCCACUAACCGAGUGUCGACCCCCGGCAAGGUCAAGGACUUGAUCAGACUCCUCAAGUACUGGAUCAAGGUUGAGGACGUCCCACUGAGGUCCUACUUCCUAGAGCUCCUGGUUGUCCAACAGUGGAGGGAGGCCAAUACUCCCCAGGACAUCAACCUUGAGGAGUGUUUGAAGAACAUCAUUAGUCAGCUGAUAGAAUGUAAAACCAUGGCCAUCGCUUUCACGGACCACUAUGAUUACAAAGAAUACAGAAAGAGCCUAAAGCCUCCCUUCUUGCUGGAUCCAGCCAACCCUUUCCGGAAUGUGGGACCAGUUAGCAAACGGGAGAUUGAGGAGACGGCACGCAAAGCAGCAACUCUGCUCAAGAGAUGGGAGGAGGCGUGACAGUGGAGGUGUGAGGUUGUCUGACAGUGACUGCAUCUUACUCGCAACAAACAUGAUGUCUGAAAUGUGAUUGUUUGAAAUUGUAAUAUGUAGAAGCCACGCCAUUUCACUGAGUGAACACAAUGCUAUCCAUGAGACAUGACCACUUCUAUGUUACAUUCAUCGCUGCUGACACACAGUUACUCAAAGUGCAGAAACUUUAUGAUGAACCAGCUUGUAGGGGCGGUUCCCCUCAUCCAGAAUGAUAGUGUGUCUGUAAAAAGGAAUAUUAAAUUCAUUGGUUGUGGAUUAUC
Molecule: messenger RNA, 1724 nt
Organism: Haliotis rubra (blacklip abalone)
Lineage: Eukaryota; Metazoa; Mollusca; Gastropoda; Lepetellida; Haliotidae
Product: 2'-5'-oligoadenylate synthase 3-like
Exons: 9
Coding region: 64-1431 (455 amino acids)
Biological process (GO): regulation of ribonuclease activity
Cellular component (GO): cytosol; nucleoplasm; membrane
Molecular function (GO): double-stranded RNA binding; 2'-5'-oligoadenylate synthetase activity
Source: RefSeq, a predicted model, not a curated record